Messenger RNA from Chondrus crispus (carragheen), 2625 nucleotides. RefSeq names its product Cellulose synthase (UDP-forming), family GT2. The record is from RefSeq and is a predicted model, not a curated record. NCBI's taxonomy places the organism in Eukaryota, Rhodophyta, Florideophyceae, Gigartinales, Gigartinaceae. Bases 1 to 2625 code for a protein of 874 amino acids. The transcript has a single exon.
AUGACGACCCGCGAGGACGUGCCCAUCCCCGACGCCGGGCUGCCCGCGCCGUACGUGUCCGAGCCGGUGGCGCCGCACAUCAUGGCGGACGAUCGGAGCGACGCGGGCUCGAGCACCAGCUCGGGCAUGCUGUCUGACACCCGCUCGGACACCCGCUCCCGCCGCACGAGGUCGGUUGACACCACCCCGAGCGCGGGGCAGCGCGGCUCCGUCCGCUCCCGCCACACCCGCGCCUCCAUGUACUCCAAGGCCGCCACCAACUAUGACCAGGUCCCCAACGUGCUCUCCAUGUUCGAGUGGAACGGCGGUGGCAGGAACGUCUUCCUCACCGGUAGCUGGGAUAACUUCACCGAGAAAAUCCCCAUGGAGAGCGUCCAGCCCGGCCAGUUCAGGGCCGCGGUCCAGGUGCCGCAGGAACGCCUCGAGUUCAAGUUUGUUGUCGAUGGCCGCGAGAAGUACAACCCCGACUACCCGACUAUGCAUACCGAGGAAGGGGAGCGCGUUAACGUCAAGCAUGUCGACCCGGACACGAAGAAGAAGACUGCCGGCCCGGUGCGGAAGAUUGUCUCUAAGAUUUCAGGUCUGGACAUGUAUUCCCCGUUCCAUCUACAGGAGACCAUUUCCAUGAUUGUUUUCCGCGUCUUCUACAUCCUCACCAUCCCGGCCGCCUUCUAUUACUUUUACUGGCUCAGCGCCAAGGGAGGCAAUCAGGAUGCAAAGAUCCCCUGGAUUCUGUUCGUCGUCGCCGAGAUCUUUUCUUUCAUCUCCGCCGUCAUCGGUCUUUUCGGUAUGUGGGCCCCAGUCAAUAGGAAGUGGCGCUCGCUCGACUCGCUCAAGCCCCCGCUGCCGGAGGCCGACUGGCCCACCGUCGAUGUUUGUAUUGCUCAUUACAAGGAGCCCGCCGAGCAACUUCGGAACACUGUCCGCGCAGCUUUGCGCCUCGACUAUCCGAGCCACUUGCUUCGCAUCAUCAUCGCUGACGAUGGCUACUUCCCAAGUGCCAAGAGUGUCGAGCGCUCUCAGCUCGGUCUCGACAUGUACCAGCUCCUCGCCGAGGAAGCCGGGUACGACCCGCUACUGGAGGAAGUCAUGAACGACCAGGGUCUUGUCGAACAUUACACCGUCCUCGCGGAUGAAGACAUCAUCCGUCCAGACUGCUCCAAGGAAUGCCACGUCUUCGACUUUGGUCCCUUUGGCGAUGACAUGUACGCCCCUGGCGCCUUGCCGCGUCUCUCCCUCAUCUCCCGUGUCAAGCCGGCCAACCAUCACAACAAAGCCGGUAACAUUAACAACGUCCUCUUCAACUCGGGUGCGGACGGCAAGGUCAUCCUUUUCCUUGACGCCGACAUGCAGCCGACGGAGAACUUUUUGCUGCGUACCGUGCCCUUGCUGCUGGAAGAGAUGCGUGACGACGCUGUCGAGAACACCCUCGUCCUCGAUGACGAUCCGGAGAUCGGCCGCCACGCUAACAGUGCCUGGAGGGUCAACCGCGACGUCGCCUUCAUCCAAGCCCCCCAGCGCUUCCAUAACGUCGACCACGCCGACAUCAUGGCCCAUCGCAACGCUAUCUUCUACGAUGGUAUCUGCCGUGGUCGUGAUGGCUUCGGUCUCACGCCCUUCGUCGGGACGAAUGCUGUUUGGCGCCGUGAAGUACUUACCGAGAUUGGUGGCUUUGUUUACGGGUCUGUGACGGAAGAUACCCUCACGUCCAACGAGGUUCAUCGUCGCGGCUACAUCUCCAAGUACGCUGCUGAAGACAUGGCUUACGGUGAGGCUCCGGUCUCCGUCGCCGCCGCCAUGCUCCAGAGGCAGCGUUGGGCUAAGGGUGCCAUUAUGAACGGCAUGCUCAUUUUCAAGCGUGCUGCGGAAGAGAAGAAGAGCCAGAUCGCUGCGCGUCGUCGCGGAGAAAUUGACGAGUUCUAUGAGUACCGGAGACACGGACGCCGCCCGAAUAAUGGCUUUGUACGAGCUAUGUUUUGGCUUGAUUCGACCCUCUAUCCCUUCCUGGGUAUUGCUGCUUACAUGUACAUGUUUGUCGCUCUGUACUACCUCUUCUCCGGUCAAGCGCCCAUUGACCCGCGGUCGUUUGCUGAUCUUGCGUCUGCAUUCGUUCUCUAUUACUUGAUCCGAUACAUUUCUUUCUUCGCAGCCUUCACGGAUGUGGCGUACAUCGAUAUUCUGCGUUCACAGGAGACGUGGUUCAGCUACAAUAUCUGUCAUGUCAUCGGCAUGUGGGACGCUUUCAUGGGCCAGAAGAUGAGUUGGGUUGCCAAUACCGGACAAAGAAAUCGGCGUAACUGGAUGGAGUGGGUGAACAUCUCGAUAGUUGCAUUGAUGGUCGUGGGGUUGAUCACAAGGGUGAUCCUCUUUUUGUACAAGGACGGAGGAUGCCGGCCGUGGGAAUCGCUUGGUGCGGUAUUAUUUGGUCUUUACAUCGCAGUUCAUAUGUGGCCAAUGGCAGCAAUAUCGAUCUCAGAGCGUCUCAAGGGAAGGAAGGCUGAUGACGUCGCACGAGGAGUAGACUUGCCCCUUCCGAUCAUCUACUCCUGCGUGACUAUUCUCGGUGUUCUGGUUUUGGCCAGAUGGUCAUCGACACCGUGCGCCGAGACUUCCACUGGUUUCUAG